Camponotus floridanus (Florida carpenter ant) is the source of this 3455-nucleotide messenger RNA. RefSeq names its product daple-like protein. The record is from RefSeq and is a predicted model, not a curated record. Gene Ontology annotation, molecular function: RNA polymerase II cis-regulatory region sequence-specific DNA binding; DNA-binding transcription factor activity, RNA polymerase II-specific. NCBI's taxonomy places the organism in Eukaryota, Metazoa, Arthropoda, Insecta, Hymenoptera, Formicidae. Bases 378 to 3293 code for a protein of 971 amino acids. Gene Ontology annotation, biological process: regulation of DNA-templated transcription. The transcript is spliced from 3 exons.
GCUAACAGGCCCAAUUGUUAUGUAAUGCCAUGUGGUAUCCAUAUGGUACCCUUUGGGUCAGUACCACGUCCAGCACUGUCCAGCGUUACUACCGGUUCAUCAGUGACUAUAGUGCCAGUGGUUGAGGUUGGGCCGGGUUAAAAUGCUCAUAACAAAUCCGUCCUUCUUUGUCCAAUGAGGAUGUGAAUAGACGCGAUACGAGUGACUACGAGGAGAGGACAGUAUAAUCAUAACGCGAUAGAAAUAGAGGGAUAUCGUAGGCUUUUUCAUAGCAUUCAAUUUCCAUAUCGAGAAAAGUGUAGAGAAAGGGGCAUACAGGGUUUUCAGCAGAUGGGAAGGAGACGCUCAAACAGGGACAAAUUGUACCCUAUCUCGGGAUGGCCGACAACACCACCACCAUCCACGGGGACAAGAGCGAUGAUAGUAGUUACACGGCGUCACCGCAAUCGCCUCCUUUGCUCACCGAUUUUGAAAUUCAAUGCAAACAAGAACCAUGCUCUAAUCUACAUAAUUCGAUCGACGAGGACUCACUGGCAUCUGACGAAGCCUCAUCAUUUUCUAUUCCAAUAUCUAUACCUACGAUAAAGAAUCCAAUUGUUUUGUUAGAAAGAUGUGAUAAAAUUUGGAAAACAUUACAAUUGAUAAAGGUUAUACAAACUGACAAACCAAUCAAUGAUGAUACUCAAGAAAAUAAAGAGGAAGAAAUACAAUGUUCGGAAAAGUUUAUAGAAAAACAACCUAAAUCACGCAUCAUGAAUCAACCUACAUUAAGAAGUCAUAAUACGGUACCUUUCAAAUUUUCUGUUCUGAAAACAAGAAAAUUAUAUCCUUGCAGUAUAUGUGGUAAGCAAUACCUGGAAAGACGAUCUUUAAGAAAGCAUUCAGACAGAGUACAUGGGAUUACUCUUCCAUUACUCAUCAACCGUAAGCGUGUCAAAAAUACUUCACAAUUGCCUAAGAAAGAUAUCGAUAAAGUCAAUCCAGUUACUUUGCUUAAUAAGGAAAGUAAUGAUUUUGAAAAUCUUAAUAAUGAUAAAAAUCCACAUGCAAAGACAAAGGUUGUCGAUACUAAAACUCCAGCAUUGAGGAAGUUUGUCAAAUGCACAUUGUGUCAACAGAAAGUAACAUCUAUAAGAAAACAUUUAAUUCAUUAUCAUAAAAUUGGUGGUUCUUCAAGUAUGGUGGAACAACUGGAAUCUUCAUUAUUAAUUGAAAAUGCAGCAUCCAAAGAUGAGAAAAUUACAUUAGAAAAUGUAUCCUCCAAAAAAUCUCCACAACCUAAAAUGAAUACGCAAGGUGGAUUUCGCAUAAUGGAUAAUGAAGCCGAUACUCAUAAAAAAUCUCAAGUUAGGAAAAAACGAAAAUAUACAUUAUCUUAUAACACUGCUAAAAAAAGAUUCAAGUUGAACAACGAGCGUUAUAUAAUUAAUCGGCAUGGGCCUGCAGUAACACAGAAACAAAUAUCUUUAAAUCAUACCAAUCAGACAUACCAAUGCGAUAUUUGUUUGGGAGUAUAUGCAUCUCCUCGUGGUUUGUACAAACAUAGACGCAAUCAUAUUUUUCGUGGAGAAACUAAAGAAAAUAUCCAUAAUGUCAAAUGUAGAUAUCAUAAUUCACCUUUCAAUCAGAAAUAUAAAUUAUUACAGUCUUCCAUAAUGUCAACUGUGAGAAAUACAAGCAAUAGCAUGAAUAAUGUACAAUUAAAUAAUGAGACAUUUAAUCAAAAUGACAAAAUUUCCAAGAUUAAUCAAGCAAUCCGAUACAAUGGAGAAAUUGGCAAGAACAAUGAAACCAUUUGUUUAUGUGGAAGAUCAUUUCGAAAUCCUCAUACUUUAUUUACUCAUAAAAAAAUCUGUGAGUUAUAUAAACAGGAAGAUACACUGUCGCAGCAUACAAAUGUCAGUAAUGAUUCUGGAAUUGGUAUUAACAUAACAAUAAAAAAACUAAAUGAUUCUUAUAAAAUUGUUGGAAAAGAUAAUAUUGAGGAUAAAUUUCAAGAGUCUGAAAUCCAUUUUAAAGAAAAUAAUUUAUCUAAUACAUCUGAUCACACUACCAAAGAGUCUGUUAAUUUAUGUAUUAACAAACAAAAAGAAUCAGAUAAUUCUAAAUCUAAUUAUAGUAAAGAUCACAGCUUUUUAAAGUUACAAGUCGCAGAUGAAGACGUAAUCAUUGAUAUCGAAGAUGAUGUACAAAUUAAAUUUGAUAAAAAUAAUACAUCAGAGCAAAUAGUUACAUGGCAAGAUGAUAAAAGGUCAAAUAGGCAGAAUGGUGUAAAAAAUUUGAAAAAUUAUAAACAAGUUUCUGAUCAAAUCUGUACAUUGAGACAAAUGUGUAAAAAUGUUCUAGACGUUUUUGCACAUAAAUCUAAGAAUGCAGUAGAAAAUGAAAGUCAAAAAAAUAGCCAGGUUGAAGAUAGCCAGAUUAAAAAUCAGGAAAUACAUCAAGAAAAUAAGAGAAAAUUACGAUCUUCAAAUAAACGACGUCAAAAUGAAGAGAAAGUUGAAGAGAAGUUUGAUGAUGAUGAUUUGAAUGAUGGAAUACAGAAUUAUAUGACAAAUCCAUUAUCAGUAUGUGGGUAUUGUAACAAACACUUCGAAACAAUUAAUUCAUACAAUAAUCAUCAAUGUACUGUUAAAGAGGGGAGACCAUUUGAUGAAUUUUCACUAGAGUUAUUGUGUUUCUAUUGUGAGGAUGUAUUAAAUAGUUUCAAUGAAUAUGAUAAACAUAUGAGAGUCAAACAUUUUGAUAAGGCGUAUCAUUGUUACUUAUGUAUCAAACGAUUUUCAAAUCCUAAAGCGCGAUUACAACAUAUUAAUUUAGAGCAUAAGAAUAUGCCUUGCAGGUUUUGUAACGAAAAACUUUCUAUUAAAGUUAAAGCCUUACACGAAGGUUAUCAUUUAGGUUUUGGUUAUCCCUGUCAUAAAUGUAAAAAGGCUUAUACAAAUGGAAAGAAUCUUUCUUAUCAUAAUUAUAAAUCCAGAUUACAUCCAAAGACUGAUAAUUUAGUAACUUGUAGCAUAUGUUUAAAACCUAUAAAAAUUCGCAACUUUCGCACUCAUAUGUCUACACAUAAACUUAACGCCUGUUAUUUUUGCGGUAAAGUGUUUUCUAAUAAGACAGGAAUAGAAUUCCACACCAUGAUACAUCAUGGUACACAAUCUAAAUUAAAAUGUAAUGUCUGUGGUACGCGUUUCUUUACUAAAAAGCAGCUUGAGAAACAUGCAAAGAUCGAUGGAUGUAAUAGUGGCAUACAAGAAGUAAAAACUAGAAAUUUUACAGCAACACAUCAUUAAUAAUAUUUUUGUUUAAGAAAGUACAUAAACAGAAAACAAGUUAAUGAGAAUUAAUAUUAGACAUAAUUAAAAAUCUUUUGUAUUGCGAAUUAUUUAUAAUUUAAAGUACAUACAUGCAGGUAAUUUUGAUGCGGAUAUUUUUUAUAUUAUAAUUAGGUUUGC